AUGCCUGCAGUUGCGAAGCUUGUGCCAGAGGAGACUGUAUUCUUCCUCUGUGACGUGCAAACACGUUUCAAGAAUGUCAUAUUCGGCAUUGAUGAGCUUGUGUUGACGAUCAAUAAGAUGCUCAAGGUCGCAAAGGUGUUGGAGAUCCCUGUGGUCGUCACGGAACAGAAUCCCAAAGGCCUCGGAAACAGCAUCCCCGACAUCGACUUGCCUUCCCUAGGGCCCCUUCUCGUUGCUACCAUCGCGAAGGGACUCUUCUCCAUGUUAACGCCAGAAGUGAAGGCCCUGCUCCACGAACGGCCACAUAUAAAAUCUGUGGUGCUCUUUGGCAUCGAGUCACAAGUUUGCGUGUUACAGUCAGCCCUAGAUCUCAUUGAGGCGGGGUACAAUGUACAUGUGAUUGCAGAUGGUGUCUCCAGCUCUAACAAAGAAGAGAUCCCCUUCGCCCUAGAGCGGAUCCGACAGAGUGGUGGAUACAUCACUACGAGCGAGAGUGCGGCCUUUCAAUUGCAACGGGAUGCUGGUCUUCCCGGAUUCAAACUGUUCUCGAACGUCAUGAAGGAAGAGAAGAAUAAUGCGGUAAGAACCUCGCAGAAGCUGCUACAACAUCGUUCUUUCUUGUAG
Molecule: messenger RNA, 624 nt
Organism: Suillus clintonianus
Lineage: Eukaryota; Fungi; Basidiomycota; Agaricomycetes; Boletales; Suillaceae
Product: Isochorismatase-like protein
Exons: 6
Coding region: 1-624 (207 amino acids)
Source: RefSeq, a predicted model, not a curated record